Molecule: messenger RNA, 2192 nt
Organism: Pseudomyrmex gracilis
Lineage: Eukaryota; Metazoa; Arthropoda; Insecta; Hymenoptera; Formicidae
Gene: Alg11
Product: GDP-Man:Man(3)GlcNAc(2)-PP-Dol alpha-1,2-mannosyltransferase
Exons: 8
Coding region: 527-1984 (485 amino acids)
Biological process (GO): protein N-linked glycosylation
Cellular component (GO): endoplasmic reticulum membrane
Molecular function (GO): GDP-Man:Man(3)GlcNAc(2)-PP-Dol alpha-1,2-mannosyltransferase activity
Source: RefSeq, a predicted model, not a curated record
CGCGACGCCACGUGACUCUCGAAUGGAGCGGACUCGUCACAGCUGACGAGCUCGCUCGGAAAAAGAAUGACAGUGACGAGAGAGAGAGAGAAGGAGAUAGGCGUCGUGACACGUUUCAUGUGCCAAUUAUCAUGUCAAACUACACCCGGCUCGAAACCUCAUAAACCUCAUUGCGUGUCUACUUUUUUCAAGCGUGUAAUUUUUUGUACAAUAGCAAAGUUGUAAUACACCGCGAACCACAUACGGUGGUGUGACAAUUACUUCGAUAUUCGGUAAUCUUUUCGAUGUACACGUUGCGAACGAAUUCGCGGAAAAAGAUAUAAGGAUUUAAAUACUGGUCACAGUUACACGUGGACAAUUCUGAUUGUUCCAGACUCUUUCGACUGUCUCAGGAGAUAUGAAAACGAAUGACACGACUUCUAGUCUGAUUAAUGUUAUUAAUAUUGUUGCUAACUUUGAUGCGUUAAAGUAAGAAUAGAAUUUGUUGUGAUCCUGUGGAUGUGGUGUGUGGUUGAAGUUAAGUUGAAUGCGGAUCAAAAUGUUGUGCAACACCAUCUUAUUGGUCGGACUGGUAUUUAAAUUACUGUUUCUAUUUUGCUUCGUACCGUACGUAUUGAUAAGAUGGAGACAGAACAACUUAUCGAAGCGCAAAUUGCGACAACAGUCCAAGAAAGAGACGGUCGUUGGAAUCUUUCAUCCCUAUUGCAACGCGGGAGGUGGCGGUGAAAGAGUGCUUUGGGCUGCGGUUCAAGCUAUACAAAACAAAUAUCCCGAUGUGCAUAUAGCUAUAUACACUGGCGAUCUUGAUGCGGAUCCUGAGAAGAUGUUGAACAAAGUCGAAAGAGUGUUCAAUGUCAAGUUACGUCCGAACAUUGAAUUCGUUUACUUGCACAAUCGGAAAUGGGUCGAGGCUUCCAAGUAUCCUUAUUUCACGCUUCUGGGACAAAGUCUGGGAUCCGUCUGGUUGGGUAUGGAAGCACUGCGCUUGCUUGUGCCAGACAUAUACAUCGACACAAUGGGUUACGCGUUCACGUAUCCUCUGUUUAAAUACAUCGGUGGCUGCCGAGUGGCGUCGUACACGCAUUAUCCCACCAUUUCGAUAGACAUGUUGAAGUACGUCUACAAAAGAGUUGCCGCGCACAACAAUCGAAGAUUCAUUGCUAGAAAUCCGUUUUUCACUAUGGGGAAGAUCAUUUACUACAAAAUAUUCGCACGAUUGUACGGACUGGUUGGUAGUUGCGCCGAGAUCGUGAUGGUGAAUUCUUCAUGGACCGAGGACCAUAUCAAUUUCAUUUGGAAGUGCCCAAUGAAAACACAUCGAGUUUAUCCUCCCUGUGAUGUGGAUCAUUUGAUCUCGUUGCCGCUCCUAAGCGACAAGGAAAAAGGCGACGUGAUACGCAUAGUGGCGGUCGCGCAGUUCAGACCGGAGAAGAAUCAUCCCCUUAUGAUGAGAUCGAUGUUCGAACUGAGAUCGAUUUUAAAGGAAGAAGUCUGGGAAAAAGUCAGAUUAGUCUGCAUUGGUUCUUGCCGAAACGAGGAGGACGAAGAACGCGUGAAAGAUAUGCAAGAUUUGGCCAAGCACUUGGCUUUAGAUGAGAACGUCGAGUUCAAACUGAACAUACCGUAUUCCGAACUCGGGUCGGAACUGCAGAAAGGAACUAUCGGUCUACACACAAUGUGGAAUGAGCACUUCGGUAUCAGUAUUGUGGAAAGCAUGGCCGCGGGAUUGAUUAUGGUAGCUCAUAAUUCCGGUGGACCGAGAGCGGACAUCAUAGAAACGCAAGCGAACAGUACGACCGGUUUUUUAGCGGACACUGAACAGAAAUAUGCCAAACUAUUGGCAUUCAUCAUAAACAUGAGCCAGCACGAACGGGACUCUAUCAGACUUGCUGCGAGAUCGUCUGUAAAUCGUUUCUCAAGCCAAGUCUUCGAAAAGGAAUUUCUACGAACGAUCGAGCCCUUCUUCAGAGCAAAACAGGAAUGAAUCCAUUUUUCAGUUUCGCUCUUUCGUCAAUCAAGUACAUGUGUAUGUGAGUUACAAAUCAUUCAUUUCAAAUUGGUAUGUUCUUUCAGUGUACGAUACAUAUCAUAUAUAACAUUUAUGUGUGUAUAUUAUAUAUUGUGUGUAUAUAUUUAAAAAAAAGUGAGUGCUUUUAUAACAUAAAAACUUGGUAUUUAGCGGCAAACGCGAA